AUGAAAGGCCUCACACCAGAGCAACGAAAACGGAUCGUGGACAAAUACGUACGUGAAAAAGGUAUUUCUAUGAGAAUGAUCGCAAAAAUUGAGAAAGUGAGCCGUUCUGCUGUUUUUAAUGCUAUCAAAAAGUAUGGCCAGGACCUGUCCUUUAAAGAUAAGCCAAAAAGCGGCAGAAAAAUUGGUUCACAUAAUCGCAAUUUGGAUUCCAAAAUAUGCCGAAAAAUUAAAACAUCACCAAAUGCUUCAAUAAGAGAUGUGGCCAAAAAGUGUAAAACAACGGUAGGCAUGGUCCAGCGGGCAAAGAAGCGGAACAACUUAAGGACCUAUAGAAAACAACGGAAACCAAAACGAUCUCAAAAGCAGGCCGCAAGCGUAAAAACUCGCCUUAGAAAAUUAUACGAUACUGUUUUGACCAAAAAUGAACAGUGCAUAAUACAAGAUGACGAAACCUACGUGAAACUCGAUUAUUCAGUACUGCCGGGGCCACAAUACUUUACUGUCCGCAAAGGAGAACAACUGGACGAGGGUAAAACGUCAAUAUAUGCUGAAAAAUUCGGGUCAAAGGCAAUGGUAUGGCAGGCGAUAUGUGAAUGCGGCAUGAAGUCCACAGCGUACAUUACCACUUCUACAAUGACUACUGACGUUUACAUCAAAGAGUGUUUAAAGAAGCGGAUUUUGCCCUUGAUUCGACGGCAUAGAGGGUCUACUUUGUUUUGGCCUGAUUUGGCCAGUUGCCAUUAUGCUUCUCGGACUAGAGAGUGGAUGGAAGCGAACGGUGUCGAAUAUGUAGAAAAAUCCAUGAAUCCACCCAACUACCCUGAAGUCCGACCAAUCGAGGAAUACUGGGCUAUCAUGAAGAGGAUACUUCGGCAACGAUUUUCCUCAGCGGAUUCUGUCAAAAAAUUUAAAAAAGAUUGGGUAAAAGCGGCCAAAACUGUCACUGUUAGUGUUGUCCGCAACUUAAUGAAGAAUGUACGAGUCCAAGUUCGAAAAAUCGCCAGAAACCAGAAGUAA
Leguminivora glycinivorella is the source of this 1017-nucleotide messenger RNA. RefSeq lists its product as uncharacterized. The transcript has a single exon. The record is from RefSeq and is a predicted model, not a curated record. Gene Ontology annotation, molecular function: nucleic acid binding. Bases 1 to 1017 code for a protein of 338 amino acids. NCBI's taxonomy places the organism in Eukaryota, Metazoa, Arthropoda, Insecta, Lepidoptera, Tortricidae.